GCUUGCCUCCCGUGCACAGUCUGAGCUGGUAUACGACGAGAGCGACCCGCAUGCGCUUUGAGCUCACUGCAGAGAGCCAGGAUAAGCUAUCCUCCCAUUGAACACACACAUGCAGUAGAGCGCACCGAGCAGCAACUGCAUCCAUUCCCUGAGCAAUCUGACCAUGAAAAGAAUGGGGAGCGACCUCUUCCAACAAUCGGAUCUGUAAUGCUUUGCUAUUAAAGAAAUCACUGCAGAACUGCAAAAUAAUUCAGCAAUACCGUUCCUCCUGUACUCGACUAUGUUUAGAUGACGCAGGGUGCUGCAUAACAAGGACACUGUGUAGUCGGGGCUGCGUGGCACGAUGCCUCUUGUGAAGAGGAAUAUCGAACCGCGUCACCUGUGCAGGGGGGCGCUGCCAAAUGGGGUCACUAGUGAGCUGGAGUGUGUCACUAACAGCACUCUGGCUGCCAUCAUCAAGCAACUGGGCAGCCUCAGUAGACAUGCUGAAGAUAUAUUUGGGGAGCUUUUCAAUGAAGCAAACAGCUUUUGCAUGAGGAUGAAUAAUCUUCAGGACAGGGUCGACCUCCUGGCUGUAAAAGUCACUCAGCUUGACUCCACCGUGGAAGAAGUUUCACUUCAGGACAUCAACAUGAGGAAAGCGUUUAAGAGUUCCACAGUCCAGGACCAGCAGGUGGUCUCGCGGGCCUCUAUUCCCAACCCAGUGAUGGAGAUAUACCAGCGUUGUGACAAGCCUCCUCCACUCAAUAUCCUCAGCCCAUACAGAGAUGACAAGAAAGACGGCCUGAAGUUUUACACAGAUCCUUCAUACUUCUUCAACCUGUGGAAGGAGAAGAUGCUGCAGGCCACAGAAGACAAGAGGAAGGAAAAACGGAGACAGAAGACAGGCAGCCAGCCCACCGCAGAGCCAGUUAGGCCCAAAUCCAGGCUGAGCCAACUGCAGCCUGGCAGCCAGCCCACAGCCACCCCGUCCAGAAGCACCCUAUACAGCCCAGAGCAGAAGCAAGUGGAGGACCCGAGCCGAGAAGUGAGGAAGGUGCGCAAGGCGAGAAACCGCCGCGAUGUGUGGAACUUGAUGGCGUACGACAAGGAGUUCCGGCCCGAUAACAGGUUCUCCCCCUCUCCGUACCACGCUGUGUCUUCUGAGGGCUCGCUCUCUCCAGACAACAGGUCUGCGGCCUCUGAUGCAGAGCACUCCUACCCUGCUAGUCCGAACCACCCCUCCCAGCAGGUGAGUGCGUCCAGCUCCUACUCCACCGGCGACAGCAAGGAGCUGCUGGCGGCCCCAGUGCAGACCCAGUCACUGGACCGUGCGUACAGGGGCCCGGCCACCACAGCAGGCAGACAGAGCUCUCUGGGGAGGGUGCAGCAGCCCCACGUGCCCCUGCCCCCCGACCCAGCACUCAACGGACCGCGGCCGCCCACAGCCAAGGACUACAGUGCCAAGCAGAUCCCGGAAUACUUUGUGCCCCCAGCUCCUCCUCCCCCUCCCCCUGUCAUUCCCUCAGCGCAGACCGCUUUCGACAGUCCAGCUGCCCCCCCUGCCCCUCUGCCCCCGAGUACUGUCACUGCGGUGUCUCGACCGUACUCCCCCUCCCCCCCUCUGGCCCCCCCUAUCUCUUUCCCUCCUCCCCCGCCUCAGCCCCCUUCUGGUGGCCCUCCUGUGGCCCCUCCUCCUCCCCCUCCAGGCCCCCCCACACACCCCACUGCUCACACCGCCUCACCCUCGGCAGCGCAGGACUCACGGAAGUCUCAGAUUCCACUCGUCCCCAUGAGCGACGCGCGCAGCGACCUCCUCGCAGCCAUUCGCAGAGGUAUUCAGCUUCGAAAAGUUCAAGAGCAGAGGGAGCAGGAGGCGAAGAAGGAGCCGGUGGCGAACGAUGUGGCCACCAUCUUGUCACGCCGCAUCGCGGUGGAGUACAGCGAAUCAGACGACGACUCGGAGCUGGAUGAGAAUGAGUGGUCUGAUUGAGACAGCAGGGACCAGGGCUUCAAACCAGGCCUCGGGGCUGCCACUGCCCUAGUCAGCAACCUUCUGAGAACUGCCAGUUCAAAUGCAGUUUUCCAAUACAUAUGUAAGGCGUUGCGGGGUGUCAUUGUGGGAGCGUUUGUCAGAGCAUAUACAAAAAGACAAUAACGACAAGACCAGAAUGCUAAAUUCUUAACGGCAACUUCUUAUUGCCAGAAAGACAAUCAAUGCUAAAUUGCUCCGACUCAAGUACACUGAAGAAGCCGAACAGUUUGCCUACCUGACUUAGCUUCUUGUAGUUUUACCUUGAGAAUUUUGAUUGACUGUUUUCAAAUCAUGGAUGAUUGCUUUCAGAAGCGCGGAAGGUUUGUGUUUCAGCCACUUGCAAUCGAGAAACCUGAAUGCCUGAGUUGAAGCCCUGUGGGAUGAUAAGUCUGAAUAUAUGCUAGGCAGGCAUGAGACCUUUCUGAUUUUACUUUCUUGUAUACCGAGGUGUAUUAUAAAGUCAAAUAAGCUCAUGCAGUCUUGUCCCCACGCAGAUCUAGCCGUGGAUACAUACCAGGUUGGCCGGUCACUCGCUCACCACAAAAUAAACCGAGCUGCUGAGCAGCCAAGCGGAACAAAGAACAGGGUAACUUAGUACAAUCAAUGAAGAAUUUAUUCCUGCAAGUUUAUCUGUGUAUAACUAUAGUCAUACAAAUAGCCCAGUGCUGUACGUAACAGCUGAUGUUGAAUUACUGUAAUAGUUAAGCAUUUGUUCAAGGUAAUAAUGAAUAAUUAAAAGGAGACUGUUUUUAAUGUACAGUGCGCACCAAACUGUGUCAUGUAAGUGCAUGAUUUCGUAGUGGACUGAUGGUUGGAUUAACAUUGUGAAGCUAGCACAGAAAUGAACUGUUACAUGGAAAAAACACACACAUGCUUUCUGUUCUUUUAAUUUAGAGCUUUCUUAAGGGAAAUCUGCAGUUUUAUUAAGGAAUAAACUCCUGUGUUUAUAGGACUACUGAUAAUAACCAAGGCUUUCAAAUAAAUGUUCAUACUUUGUAUUAGUAUGAUCAACCUUAUCACUUCCCCCUUUCAUUGUGUUGACGAGAAUUGUUUUUUUUAUCAUACAUUUCUGUUUCCUGGUAAUCACAGCUAUGUAGUUAUUUCAAUUUUAAUGCCAUAGACUAAAACCCGCUGGUGUUUCCUGGUACCUAAUCACUUCCUGUUCUGUGGGUCACAUGAUCUCAUUACAGGAUUCUAUUGGCACAGCUGGAUUCUGAAACCGAGAAAAUGAUUAGAAUUUAAUAUUGUUCAAAACGUUUACAGUUAUAUCAGCAGUAAAUAUCUGACAUUUAUUUUGUGCUUUUGAAUUGAACUUAAGAAAUUCUUAUUGAGUAAAUAAAUAUCCACCAAACUGAUUUUUAUUUUAAAAACUACAAGGAUAAAACAGAUCAUACAAGGAAGUACGUGUAACUAAUACAUUCCUUGGAAGAAACAAGUACACAGUGUUACCCACCCUUACUCAUUGUGUAUAUAUAUAUAUAUAUAUAUAUAUAUAUAUAUAUAUAUAUAUAUAUAUAUAUAUAUAUAUAUAUUAUAAAUGUCUAUUUUUCAUGAAAAGAAAGUUAUUUUGCCUGCACCCACUUCUCAUAACCUGUUAUUACAUGCUCUUCCUGUAUUAGUCUGCUUCAUCUUUACUGCGCAGUAACAUUUCACAUGAAUACACCACAUAAGCACUGGACAUAAUCACCAACAUCAGUGUUAUGAAAAGUGUACAGAAUAUUCCACUGCUGGUUAAAAAAUAAAAUGUGUCUGAAUAUAAAACAAAUUUGAGCAAUCUGUCCUACUACACAGGGGGGAAAACCCCACAAAGUUGUUGUUUUUGCUUGUAUCUUUUGAUGCAUUUGCAGUAGCAGAUGUAAAGCUGCAGUAUUGUGUAUUCAGAGGUGCAGUAUCUCUUUCAUCUGUAAACGUUAUGUUAAAUUCAGAAGCCUUUGAAUUGGUGAGAUUUUGAAAGAACCCUUACAAAAAUAAUCCUUAAAGAGUCCUACAUAAUGUUUAGAUUGUGUUAUUAUAUAGUAAAAGAGUGCUUUAAGGUCAGUGAAACAGCCGCCUCACAUUGACUGGUCUGUAUAGCGAGUUUUGGUGUUUGACUCUUUCUGUAGUAAUCAUGGGAAUUCUAUAGGGCAAAGGACAGGAUUCCUGUUACAAUUAGCAUAGAUUAUUCAGUACAUAUUAUACAGUACUAAAGAGGAGUAGUGUAAACAUGUGCAGCAUAUUCCUGGUUUCUGAGAAAUCAUGGGAAAUUGUACCCAUUCAACUCUUUUGCAUAGAAGCAGGUGCAGCCAACAAAGUUGAAAGGUCACAGUGUCAUGUUACUUCAAGAACCAGGAACCAAAUUAUUGGCUUGUAAAUAAAAUGGGGUUUAUAGUAUCAGGAUCUUGAAAGGGUUUAUUUUGUAAGGGAAACAGGAAUUUGAAAAGGCUACUGACGAGUUAGUUGGUUCGUUUCUUGUGAGUUUACCCCCUACUGUUUUAGUUGAGAAUUCACAAUAUAUCCCUUGCAUUUAAGGUGAAUUCAGGAGAAUUUUCCAAAAGCAUUACACACAGUUGCCUCUGAUUACUAUUUCACUACCGUACAGCACAGCAUGCCACUAGCAGCCAUCACAUUUACACAGGGUGCUUAUGAAGUCACUUGUGGGCUAAACUGCAAUAGAGGAGAACGGCUGUUAGUUACCACAUAACAACAUAAGAAAAGUUGCAAAAGAGUGGAAGCCAUUCAGCCCAUAAGUGCACAUCCGGUUCCUAUUAGAGGAAUGAUAGCAGAACUUUGUCUAGCCAGCUUUUAAAGCAAUUGUAGCUCACAAAAUAGUUCCAUGAAAUGUCUCGCAUCCAUUCAUCUAAAGUGCAGUUUUGAAAGAAAGCCAUGUUUUAGUAAACAUCUAUUUUCAUUUUAAAACAUGCUAUCUGGUUGAAGGUUAGAGGUUAAAGAAAUCUCAGUUUUACAAUCCAUGCUUUUAGAUUGUCUUGCACGUUCUGUGACAUUUCGCUUGGAGGGUGAAAUUCUCCCCACCCCUUUACUGGCUUCUUUUCUAGCCAAUAAGAAAUCAGCUGCUUCCCCUAUUGACUGAUGUGCUUUCAGUCAGUAACAUGACCCAGAAGACACUGCUGUGGUGGAAUGAUCCACAAGAGGAAGCAGAUUACCCAAGAAUAAGGUAUACAAAAGAGCUUCCAAAUAUCAUGUUUAAACAUGCUAGAAUAUGUGUUUCUUUCAAAACUGCACAUUUGAGAUCUAUGUAGUUAGUGAUAGUGCAAAAUGCUGGAUUAGUACACUUUUGACUAUAUAACCAAGCAUUCUGAUUCUCUUUUUAAUUGCUUCCCCACACUGCCUGGUUGCUGACAGCGACAAGUCUACUUGUAUAUACUGCAGCAGCAAGUUAAUGCAACUUAGUGUACAUUAGCACCCCCUAUGGGUUACAAUUGUGGUGUGUAAAUCCUACCUGCCAAAUCUUAUUCCUCAGUAAAUACACUUCAUCCAGCACUGCUGUUCAGACCCAAUAACCACACUGCAUGUUAAAUGAUGUGGCUGUGUGGCUUUUCAAGGUGAAGGUUGCCAGAGUUUUCUGUAUUGAACGUUCUUAUCUGAUGUGCUGUUGAAACGGUUCUUUCUUGAGGCUGAAGAAAAGGUACACUGCAGCUUUCAGGUAUACUGUAAGUUCUAACGAAUAUGUAUGUAUGGCCUGCAGUUUAUAAUAACUCAAUAUAUGUCUUUUUAAAGGAACUGUUGUAUACAUUUUUGGUAAAACUGCUUGUAAGUAUUUUUGGUUAUCUAUAUAAAGUGGUAUAAUGUAUGUGUGUGUGUGUGUAUAUAUAUAUAUAUAUAUAUAUAUAUAUAUAUAUAUAUAUAUAUAUAUAUAUAUAUAUAUAUAUACAUACACCAUGUGGAACAUAGAUGU
Acipenser ruthenus (sterlet) is the source of this 5906-nucleotide messenger RNA. Its product is annotated as actin-binding protein WASF3-like. Gene Ontology annotation, molecular function: Arp2/3 complex binding; actin binding; protein kinase A regulatory subunit binding. The transcript is spliced from 11 exons. Gene Ontology annotation, cellular component: cytoskeleton; SCAR complex. Gene Ontology annotation, biological process: actin cytoskeleton organization; positive regulation of Arp2/3 complex-mediated actin nucleation. The record is from RefSeq and is a predicted model, not a curated record. The coding region runs from base 344 to 1972 and encodes 542 amino acids. Lineage: Eukaryota; Metazoa; Chordata; Actinopteri; Acipenseriformes; Acipenseridae.